Molecule: messenger RNA, 2781 nt
Organism: Anopheles marshallii
Lineage: Eukaryota; Metazoa; Arthropoda; Insecta; Diptera; Culicidae
Product: DNA repair protein complementing XP-C cells homolog
Exons: 3
Coding region: 1-2781 (926 amino acids)
Biological process (GO): nucleotide-excision repair; mismatch repair
Cellular component (GO): nucleus; nucleotide-excision repair factor 2 complex; cytoplasm
Molecular function (GO): damaged DNA binding; single-stranded DNA binding
Source: RefSeq, a predicted model, not a curated record
AUGAAUGGUGUUGCGAGAGGAAAGUUAGGAAAACUUUUACGAACGAGAAAGGUUUCCGGUGUAUCUAAACAACAAAAUGUGACUAAUUCAAGUGAGGACGUUGAAAGUAGUUUGUCUCUAAAGGAGCUUUUGUCUGAGCCUACUAAACAAGGAGCUGCUGCGGAGGAUCGACACAUGCAUGAGCCAGAGCUAUCGGAGAGUGAUACAGAUACAAGCAGUGUUGGCGAUCAUCUCGUUGAUCCCAGUACCAUAAAUCUGGAUGAAACAUUCUUUACUCAAACGUUAAAAGGUGAAUUUGUCACCGAAAAGAAAGAUUUCGAUAUUAUCAAGAAUGGAGAAGUGUCCGAGCUGUCGUCCGAAUCUGAGGAUGUAAAUGCGAUAACCGUUGAAGAGGAAGAUCAAAUGAACCAAAUAUUCACUCAGGUAUCCGAUUACGACAGGAUGCUAAAAGAAGUUAACGUCUGUAAUGAGUCACUUGAACGCAGAAGGAAGGAAAUAGAAACGUUCCAGCAGACGCAAACCGAUGACCUUGAUGUUCCGUUCCGGCUGAAUAAAACAGAGGAUGUUCAAGCGAUUCCGUGUGCAGAAGACGAUCUCGACUGGGAACAUGUAGCUGACCAGAAUGCUCAAACGGAGCUGGUAAACAACUUCGAGAUCAUCGUCUCUAGCAGCAUGCCAAAGACUAAACGCGUGCUGGAUGUAAACGAAAAGCUAAAACGUUUAGAACAGGAAUUUAAGAGAAAAAUGUUCCUAAACACACACAAAACGCAUCUGCUUCUGCUGCUUGCGUAUGGCAUUCGAAUUAAUAAAACUGUCAACCGUGGCAUUAUUCAAUGUGCUUCGGAAUUGUAUGAACUGAUUGGAAGUAGCGAAAUUGCCAUGGGCGAAACAGUGAGUCUCGGUUUUAUCCAAUCCGUAACAUCACACUAUAAAACUGUGAUGAAGCUUACCAAAAAUGCCCCACGGAUCAUCAACCAGCGGGAUGCCUUUGAAUGUCAGCUUGCUGCCCGUGAGGUAACUUCCCGGAAAAUGCUUAACGUUAUUCUUCUUACUCUGUUCCGCUUUCUAAGCGUUCGCGCGAGACUGGUGAUGAAUCUGGACGUGGUGCCGAAACAUCCUCCUACUGUUAAACCCGCUCCGAAGGAGAAAUGUCCUAUCGCUCCAUCGGAAAAUAACAACGCUACUCCACGGUACGGGAAUGUUCCGUUGACAACAACGGAAAUACUAAAGCGUAAACCGGAAAUACAGAAAAUCUUUCAUCUAUCACAGCUCGAUGGGGCCGAUGAGGAUAUAACUUCGAACAAGAAAGCACGAAUAGACCCUACGACCCCUAAACCUCGGUUGGGGAAAUUAAUCUCAUCUUCAAGUGAAUCUAAAGGUCGUACUAGCAAAAGAUCAGCGGAGAAUGUCACAAAAGGGGAACCAAAGGUGUUGAAGCUGAUAUCUUCUAAAUACUUCUCGAAAAAGCACCCAAAGACACAAACGAUUAGCGAACGCGAGAAUAUAAAAAUGUGUACAGGAAUGCCAAACUUUGCAAAGCUUCGCAAGCAACAUCUAGAAACAGCUGGAAAAGAUGAUCGGACAACAGGAGAUAUUUCACAAACGUCUUCCAAAUCUUCCAAAUACUUUCGAAAAAAGCCUUCGACGAAACAAUCUACGGUAACGUGUGAUCGUAAGAGUUCAUCCAACGAAGUGACCAAACUGGCCAAACUUCGACAUCAGUCAUCAGCAACUGCGAGCGAGAGUGUGAAGAAAACGGAACACAAAUAUCGUAUACCUGAGCUUGAUACUUGGAUUGAAUGUUAUCUCGAAAAAGAACGGCGUUGGACCGUGGUGGAAGCUGGGCUAGGGAGCAUCGAUUGUCUGGACCCUGUGAUAGAUCGCAUUCUGUCACCGCCGUUGUAUGCUUUUGCCUGGGAAGCGGAUGGAACCAUCGUCGACGUGUCACCGCGCUAUCGAUGGCGCAAUGAACAGCUCGCACUGAAGAACCGAGUCGAUGCGAAAUGGCUCCAAAAAACGCUUGCCCCGUACCGUUCUCGUGUGCUGGAUGAAGCCCACUUGCAGGAGCAGUUCGAAUUUCGACAGCUUAAACUUCGCGCACCAAGACCAACCACAAUUGCGCAAUGUAAAAAUCAUCCCUCGUACUGUUUGCAUAGACAUUUGCAAAAAUUUCAAGCAAUCUACCCUGCAGAUGCACCACCGUUGGGUUUUGUGCAAGGAGAACCGCUUUAUGCCCGGGAAUGCGUACAUACGCUGCAUUCGCGUGAGGUUUGGCUGCGGCACGCGAAGGUUAUUCGACAUUACGAGCAACCGUAUAAAAUUGUACGCACCAAACUGAAGCGUCAGCCGGCCGAUCUGGAAUUGUUUGGCUACUGGCAAACGGAAGAAUACAUCCCGCCGGAACCCGUCAAUGGUAUUGUACCGCGCAAUGCUUAUGGCAAUAUUGAAAUCUUCAAAGAAUGUAUGCUACCGAAAGGCACGGUACAUCUGAAACAUUAUGGAUUGUCGCACAUUUGCCGCAAGCUUGGAAUCGACUAUGCCGUGGCAGUGGUUGGUUUCGGGGUGCACGCUGGCGGUAACCAUCCCAUAUUUGAAGGCAUUGUAAUAUGCGAAGAACAUCGCGAUCGUUUGCUGGAGGCUUGGCAGCGGCAUCAGGACGAAGCGGCACAGAAAAAGAUAGAAAAGAAACAGAAUACGGUGCUAAAAAAUUGGGUGAAGCUAGUGAAAGGAUUGCUGGUACGACGACGACUAAAACACAAGUAUAACUUCGAAGGAAUGUAG